AUGGUAAAUGGAGAUUUGAUCUCUAAAAAUGUUGAAGCUCCAAUGCCUGAAGUUGUAGAGUUCAACAACACGAUCUUUGCUGCUUGUGCUGGCCAGCCACAGAUAUUUGGGCAAGUUCUCUUCAGUCAGAUCUUCCCUAAUGGACCUUUACUUGUGAUCGUCAACCUCUGUGGUUUGCCUGCCACUGAAUCUGAUCAGCGGGUCUGUGCCAUCCACAUCCAUCAGUACGGAGACCUCAGUGAAGGUUGUGUCUUUACCGGUCCUCAUUACAAUCCACAGGGCGUCAACCAUAACGGUCGCUCUGGAGACAUGGGCAACUUUGUUGCCAAGCAAGGAAUUAUACGUCGGAUACUGAACCUCCCGGAGGCCAGGCUGUUUGGGGGCCAAUCCAUACUAGGACGUGCUGUGGUGGUUCAUCAAAAGGAGGAUGAUAUGGGAAUGGGGUUAGAUGAGGAAAGCAAACCUAGUGGGAAUGCUGAGAAAAGAAUUGCGGGGUGUGUCAUUGGUAUAAGCUCUCCGCGUUUGUGA
Paramisgurnus dabryanus is the source of this 528-nucleotide messenger RNA. RefSeq names its product superoxide dismutase 3, extracellular a (gene sod3a). Gene Ontology annotation, biological process: superoxide metabolic process. The record is from RefSeq and is a predicted model, not a curated record. Lineage: Eukaryota; Metazoa; Chordata; Actinopteri; Cypriniformes; Cobitidae. Gene Ontology annotation, molecular function: copper ion binding.